This is a messenger RNA of Sorex fumeus (smoky shrew), 753 nucleotides long. RefSeq names its product nescient helix-loop-helix 2 (gene NHLH2). Bases 191 to 595 code for a protein of 134 amino acids. Gene Ontology annotation, biological process: regulation of transcription by RNA polymerase II. Gene Ontology annotation, molecular function: protein dimerization activity; RNA polymerase II cis-regulatory region sequence-specific DNA binding; DNA-binding transcription factor activity, RNA polymerase II-specific. Lineage: Eukaryota; Metazoa; Chordata; Mammalia; Eulipotyphla; Soricidae. The transcript has 2 exons. The record is from RefSeq and is a predicted model, not a curated record.
ACGUCCUGAGAUAUUACCGUCCCUUGCUGUGGAAACCAGCGAGAUGACAGCUGUUUUUUCCUUUUUGAAUGUAAUAAAUAUUUGCUGCUUUUGAUAUAUUUCGGAAUUUCUUCCCCCUGCUUUUUCCUGGAAUUUUAACUCUAAAAGAUUGGAGAAAAGAUUAUCAGAAAGGCUUUUACAAGCCCCCAAGAUGAUGCUGAGCCCGGACCAGGCCGCCGACUCGGACCACCCCAGCUCGGCUCACUCGGACCCAGAGUCGCUGGGCGGCGCGGACGCCAAGGUGCUGGGCAGCGUGUCGGACCCGGAGCCGGUGGAGGAGGCCGAGGGCGCCGGCCCCGGCGGCCGCGCCGCGCUCUACCCGCACCCGCCGCAGCUGAGCCGCGAGGAGAAGCGGCGCCGCCGGCGCGCCACGGCCAAGUACCGCUCGGCGCAUGCCACGCGCGAGCGCAUCCGCGUGGAGGCCUUCAACCUGGCCUUCGCCGAGCUGCGCAAGCUGCUGCCCACGCUGCCCCCCGACAAGAAGCUCUCCAAGAUCGAGAUCCUGCGCCUGGCCAUCUGCUACAUCUCCUAUCUCAACCACGUCCUGGACGUGUAGGCCCGCGUGCCGCGCGCCCUCCGCGCGCCCUGGUCUGUGCCAGCGGCCGGAGGGCGGAGGCCGCGGCCACCCACGGGACGGCGGCCGCGAGAGACUGCACGGAGAAGGAGCUCGGGACCGGCCUCGGGCCUGCAGGGCAAGCGUGGCAGGUGGAAGGU